CUUGAAUUGAAUGAACAUUUGAUCCAAAGAGCGGUGCAAUCAGUGAUUGCCUGCAAAACCGAUGACAACAACUUCAAUGCCAUCAAUGCGUUGAUUAGCCAUUCAUUAGACACUCUUUGGUACAUAUCAUAUGAUAAUACAGGCGUUCAUUUGAUCCGACCAUUAGUUUGCGAACCGAUCGACAAAAGUAUUGACAAUAAAAAUGCAUUUCUUAAGCAAAUUAGCCCUCAAUUCAAGCGUUUCAUCAAAAGUACAAUAUUUGAGAUAUUUUUCGUCAAAUGUGAGGACAACCAAACUCUUCAUUAAUGGCCAGUUUGUGGAGUCGAAGACCAAUGAAUGGAUUGAUCUGAAAAAUCCCGCAACCAAUGAAUUGGUUACAAGAGUUCCGAAGAGCACCGACGCCGAGAUGGAGGCGGCCGUCAGUGCAGCCGAUAACGCGUUUAAGACGUGGUCAAAGACAUCGGUGUUGACCAGACAGCAGACAAUGUUUAAACUCCAGGCACUUAUCAAACAAAAUUUGAAACGACUGACGGAUAGUAUUACUGAAGAACAGGGAAAGACCACAAUAGACGCCGAGGGAGACGUGUUUCGUGGCCUUCAAGUGGUUGAACACGCGUGUAGUGUGACAUCACUUCUGUUGGGAGAGACAAUGCCAUCGAUUGCCAAAGAUAUGGACUCGUAUUCGUUGCGACUGCCAUUAGGAGCAACCAAUGAAUUGGUUACAAGAGUUCCGAAGAGCACCGACGCCGAGAUGGAGGCGGCGGUCAGUGCAGCCGAUAAUGCGUUUAAGACGUGGUCAAAGACAUCGGUGUUGACGAGACAGCAGACAAUGUUUAAACUCCAGGCACUUAUCAAACAAAAUAUGAAACGACUGACGGAUAGUAUUACUGAAGAACAGGGAAAGACGACAAUAGACGCCGAGGGAGACGUGUUUCGUGGCCUUCAAGUGGUUGAACACGCGUGUAGUGUGACAUCACUUCUGUUGGGAGAGACAAUGCCAUCGAUUGCCAAAGAUAUGGACUCGUAUUCGCUGCGACUGCCAUUAGGAGUCUGUGCCGGCAUAACUCCAUUCAAUUUCCCGGCAAUGAUCCCGCUUUGGAUGUUUCCGAUAGCACUGGUCAGUGGCAACACAUAUGUGCUGAAGCCCUCAGAGCGAGAUCCCGGCGCCGCUAUGAUCUUCAUGGAAAUGCUGGAAGAGGCGGGAGUGCCUCCGGGUGUUGUCAAUGUAAUCCAUGGUCAGCACAAAGCGGUGGAUUUUAUUUGCGACCACCCGAAGAUUCAGGCCAUCUCUUUUGUCGGCUCAGACACCGCCGGUAAAUACAUAUACGCGAGGGGUUCGGCCAAUGGGAAGAGAGUCCAAUCAAAUAUGGGCGCCAAGAAUCACGGCGUGAUUAUGCCCGACGCCAACAAAGACCACGCGCUCAACCAAUUAGCGGGCGCUGCGUUCGGAGCGGCCGGUCAGCGGUGUAUGGCUCUGUCGACCGCUGUAUUUGUCGGCGAAACCAAAGAAUGGAUCAAUGAUUUGGUGGAAAAGGCAAAGAAAUUGAAAGUAAACGCCGGACACAUACCG
Messenger RNA from Medioppia subpectinata, 1570 nucleotides. The record is from the annotation of a GenBank genome assembly. NCBI's taxonomy places the organism in Eukaryota, Metazoa, Arthropoda, Arachnida, Sarcoptiformes, Oppiidae.